This is a messenger RNA of Hymenoscyphus albidus, 1591 nucleotides long. The record is from the annotation of a GenBank genome assembly. NCBI's taxonomy places the organism in Eukaryota, Fungi, Ascomycota, Leotiomycetes, Helotiales, Helotiaceae.
GAACGAUUUGACUGAUACAUCAUCCAAAAUGAAGAUUGAAGGUCGUACUUUUGUAGUUUCUGGCGGGUUGGUCAUCCUAUCUUUUUGGGGUGACUCGUGCUAAUAACUUCCAGGGCUUUCGGUCUUGGUCGAGCAUGUGUCGAGGAUAUCUGUAAGGCAGGUGGUUACGCAGCCAUUCUAGAUCUGUCUGCAGAAUACGCAGAAGAGUUCAAUCAAGCUGUUGGUGGUGGAAAAACUAAAUUCUUCAAGACCGAUGUCACUGAUACAGAGAGUAUUGCUGCUGCCGUCAAGGGAACUUUGGAAUGGGUAAAGCAGACUGGCAAGGAAAUCGGUGGAGUUAUUACUGCUGCUGGUACUGCAACGUUUGGCCCGGUUAGUACAUUUCUUCCAGAUAUCAUCUUCGAGUUUGUUUUCAAGUUCUGGUUGUUAUAUUUCACAGAGGAAGACAUUUGGAUACUUACUCAGGUACACUGCUUUUCGAGAGGUAUCGUAUUGUCAUGAUGUUGGCGGAAGAUAUUCAUGACACGCCAAGUGGUGUUGCAGAUGGAACCCAAUGUUUCUUCUCUCGAGGUCUUUUGACUUCUUCAUCUUCUGGAACUGUCCAACUAUGGAGCCCUACUACCUGGAGUUUCAAGCGGAAAGAGGCCUCGAUCUACAGCUGUACCGACCUGUAGUUACAGGGUCUGGUUUUAUGUUUCAGGAAACUGCUUGACCCAAAGGCUGCACCCAACAAGCGAAGCGUCACUUUAUUACUUCUAGAUCACAUAUUUCUCUUUCCGCAAUAGGUAUAAUCGUUCCCGGUCUGGUGAAAGCAACAUUCAUUACUCUCCUUUUGAUUUCCAGUUUGAUUCACAAUUCCACUUCUCUGUUUGUCCCUCGCUAAUCACCCUCAUAGAUAAUCGACAAAGAUCUCAAACCUUUCUCUCUUCAAGACCUCGACUUCGUAUUAGCCGCCAACGUCCGCGGGACAGUUGAUUUGAUCCGCCAAAUCGCUCCCCAUCUGGCCCGCACCACCCCUGUUGGCGCAGAUGGAGAAAGGGGAGUCGUCAUUAUGGUCUCAAGUGCCUCAGCAUUCGAUGGCCAAUCUGGACAAGGUAUUUUUACCAUAUAUCCCCUCAGAAGAUAUCCAAUAAUCAAGAUACAAGAGGCCAGUACAAGAGAAUAAAAUACUAACUUCCACAAGUCGCAUAUGCAGCAUCUAAGGGUGCGCUCGUGUCGCUCACACUCCCAUUGACUCGGGAUCUUUCACCCCAUGGAAUUCGUGUCGUUACCGUUGCACCUAGUUUGUUCAAUUCGAGAAUGACUUCUGUGUUGUCGGAUGAGAUGAUUACUACCCUGAAGAAGAAUAUGGAGUUUCCUCGUAAGUCUAACCUAUUUCUUAUGUGGCAAUGAGAUGUGGCGAUAGGAAGGAGCUAACUUUUCAUAGCACGUCCGGGUCAACCUCAUGAGUUUUCGUCGCUUGUGAUACAGAGCAUUGAAAAUGUCAUGUUGAAUGGUGCUGUCAUUCGGUUGGAUGGAGGAUCAAGGUUGCCUGCUAGGAUGGAAUAAGGAGAGGGUUUUCCGUUCCCGAGUCUUUGGCUGGUUCUUGGAC